CAGAAUCUGUAUUUAUCGUGGAGUCCAAAUCUAUUACAUUCUGUCUCCAAUAAAUCAACAUUUUUCAACAAGGUGACCUUUACUGAGUAAAAUACUCCAUGUGAGUUUAUCACUGAUUGGCCAUACUGUUUUGAAUACCAUUUUGGCUCACCAAGUAUCACGAGCCAAGUUACUGUUUCAUUGAAGACAGACUAUUAAUGGAUCAUAUGGCAUCGCCAUCCCCAUCUCAGCCAUUUGUCAGUUACAGCCAACCUGGUGGAGGAACUCUAGGGAUGGGUGCCUUAGGCCUACAACAACCUUCACGCAGCUUAACUGGUCAACAAUUUUCUGGAAGACUUGGAAACAGUGGUAGCCAUCUUCCAGGUCAUGUAACUCCCACAAGCUCAGGUAUUCUGACUUUUCCAACAAGUCUCCAGAACAAUCUUCCUUCUCAACUACCUUCACCAAAUAGUAGGAGUAUGCUUCCAUUGAGUACCAGGGGACUCCAGAGUCAGAGACCAUUGAAUUCUCAAGAAAUUAAAAGAAUGGUAGAGAUGACGGGGACACUAGGAGGAAAUUCAAGUUCGAUGGGUUUAAUAUUUGGUGUUUCUCGUAACUCAAGGAGUUUUCCAUCCACAAGUUUAAUGAAUAGCACACUGACUUCAGCAUUUUCUUCUAAUCCUGGUAGGUAUUAAAAGAUGUGAUUUGAAGAAAUAAAGAAAAAUAACUAUACAGCAUUAACUUUCUCUACUAGAAGUGAUACUUGUGAAACUUUCUCAAUUCAGGCUACUUUGUGUUUUUGUAAGUGUUUAAAAAUGGUUUACACAUGAAAUUUUCAUUUACUUAGAAACUUUUCAUCACUUUCAAAUUCUGAAUCAGUGUAUUAAAAUUUCUUCCAGGAGGACAUUAAACAUUGAAUGGCCAGGGAAUAUCUCUUGCGCUCUUGCUGAUGAUUUAAAAUGUGUUUUAAUGAAGCCUUAUUUUUCCAACUCUUUCUCCUACUCAGUAAAUCAGCUUAACUGAUAAGGGCAUGUCACUGUAAGGCAUACAAAGCUUGUUUACUAAACUUAUGAAAAAUUCUAGAAAUAUUUUAUAAAACAUACCAUCACUAGUAACAAAAGGAUGAAAAUUUGUGCUAAUGUGAUUUGUGUCUCAUCAUAUAGUUAUUGAAGUACCUCAGUUUUAUUUG
Messenger RNA from Limulus polyphemus (Atlantic horseshoe crab), 1168 nucleotides. RefSeq lists its product as uncharacterized. The transcript has 6 exons. Lineage: Eukaryota; Metazoa; Arthropoda; Merostomata; Xiphosura; Limulidae. The coding region runs from base 198 to 674 and encodes 158 amino acids. The record is from RefSeq and is a predicted model, not a curated record.